Molecule: messenger RNA, 1420 nt
Organism: Drosophila bipectinata
Lineage: Eukaryota; Metazoa; Arthropoda; Insecta; Diptera; Drosophilidae
Product: coiled-coil domain-containing protein 34-like
Source: RefSeq, a predicted model, not a curated record
ACCUGUAUUCACUAUGUUAUCGAUAGUCUAUUCAAUAGUUUUAUAAAUAUGUCUCAACGGAAAGACCCUCCAAAGCUUCAAUGAACCUGUAUAACCUUUAAAUAAUAUUUUAAGAUUUUUCAGUCCCUGACUGUGGAUUGUAUUUGAGAAAACUUAAACCCAGGAGAAACUCAGCAAUUGCGGAAAACAAACUCAAUAUUACACAUGAACUUUUAAUCAUUUACAAGUCCAAGUCCUGUCAGAUCGGUUCGAAAACAAUAAAAACCCAAAAAAUUCUUGUCAUUCCAUUAAUCGGGUCUAGAAGUUAGUUCAUUUUCACAUUUAAAGAGGCACAUUUCUGGAGAUUUUGAAUUUGUGAAAAAUGGCCUUCUCUGGACACGUAAGCGUAUCAGGACAACUAAUUCGUGAUGAAAUAUAUAGCGGGAAAACGCUCAACCGUCGAUCCACAUCUUUCUGCGGAUCACCCACCGCAGUGUUUUCACCUAAACCAUCACCCCAAAGCAAUGCAUCGCAGAAGGAUUUGGUUAAGGAAGAAAAGUUCGGUUCCAAGUUUUUUGUUGCCGAUUCGGGAAAGUCAUCGCCCCUCUCUACGGACAGUUGGUCAGUCACGUACGAAGGAUUUAAGUCGCCUGAGAGCCAAAGUGACUUGGUUCCCUCACUACACUUCAGUUCUCAGCCGAGCUCCCGGAAUUAUUUGCAACACGUGAAUAGCUUGAAGGGUCACCGUGAACAUGAUGCUGCCUAUGAGAACUGGUACUCCGCCAAGCAGAGGCAGCGCCAAAAACAGAUUCAGCGCUUGAAACGGGAGCGGGACUAUGACCAGCAGCGGGUGAAAGAACGUAAGCAGCUGGCCCAGAUGUGCUACGACCAGUGGCUAAAGGACAAAGCUCGUUUGGCAGAAAAUCAACGCCUAGAGAAACACCUUCGAACGGCAGCUAUGCAAGCCAGCAUGGCACUAUCCAAGAGUCCGAUCGAUUCUCCCUUCGAAGGAGGAACUUCGUCAAAGGUGGCGCCCACAAAGGUCAGUAAGCCAACACGGAACGUGUCCCAAGAAGAGAUUCGAAAGGUGGUAGAGGGCUGGUGGAUAAAGAAACAGCAGCAGCAAAAGGCCCAGCGUGAGGCAAAGAGGCAGGAUAUGAUGUUUAAGGCGCUGGAGGAAGAGCGCCGCAAGCAAAUGGCUGAGGUGGCAUGGCAAAAGUGGAUGUGCAAUGUGAACGAGAAGCCGAAACCAGUGCCCCUCAAUCAAGGAAUGGACUCGCUUCGUGGCACUAUCUCCCACUUGUAUGUCAAUCCCCAGCCUUGGCUGGGCCCCAUCAACUCACCAAAGUAAAAGCCGAAUAGUUCCAAUACACUAUUCUGAUUUGUAGUCUCUGUACUAAAUAAGCCAUUUAAAUUACAUAAAAAUUGUUUAGCCUAUGUA